AUUAUGCAGUGUUUUCCGUAGUCUCCUGAGGGAGCAGCCCGAGGUAUCUUAGCUGCUUAUCUCUGUCAUUGUUAACCAGGAGCGUGCAGGUGGGGCCAGUCUGAUCCACUGACUCAGGGGCUCUGGAUGAUACUGGACAUUCCCCGGCCAUGGGACCCCACUCAAGUUCCUUUGCUUAUCUCUGUCUAGUGACAACAUUCAGAAGAGAGUGGUGCCACCACAACUGUUUCUUUGAAGGCCUCAGACUGAGAAAGGACCGGGGAAGGAAAGGCAGGAGUGGUCAGGGGCAGCUGCCACUCGAACAGUGGACUGUUCAGAAAUGGGAAGAUAGAACUCAGAGAAGUUCAGGGCUUGGAAACCAAAUGCUGUCAUGCCCGAGGCUGCCCUUCAAAGACAGACAUUUCACUUGCAGCAAAAUAAUAGGAAGGAGGUUCGCUUGCUUUGCGCAGAGGCUGAGCUACAGGAGAAAGCAGAGCCAAUGUGAUUUAUUGAAUGAAAGCACUGGACACUUACCAGCAACUUGUUCCUCUGCUGCCUCGAAGAGCGUAAGCUGGAACUACUGCUCGAAAAUGACCCAGCAAAUGCAGAAUUUAUAUCUUUCCCAGUCAAAAAAACACAGUGCUCCAUCGUCGCCCAAUGCUGCCAAGAGACUGUACAGGAACCUCUCGGAGAAGCUGAAGGGCAGCCACUCGUCCUUUGACGAGGCCUACUUUAGAACCAGAACCGAUCGGCUGAGUCUCAGAAAGACCUCCGUGAACUUCCAGGGCAACGAGGCCAUGUUUGAGGCCGUUGAGCAGCAGGACCUAGACGCUGUGCAACUCCUUCUCUACCAGUAUACACCAGAAGAACUAGACCUGAACACACCGAACAGUGAAGGGCUGACACCCCUGGACAUCGCCAUCAUGACCAACAACGUGCCCAUUGCGAGGAUUCUUCUGAGGACAGGGGCCAAAGAGAGCCCACACUUUGUCAGCCUGGAGAGCCGAGCAAUGCAUCUCAACACACUAGUCCAGGAGGCCCAGGACAGGGUGAGUGAGCUGUCUGCCCAGGUGGAGAAUGAAGGCUUCACCCUGGACAACACAGAGAAGGAGAAGCAGCUGAAGGCCUGGGAGUGGAGGUACCGGCUCUACAGACGCAUGAAAACUGGCUUCGAACACGCCCGAGCCCCAGAGGUGCCAGCCAAUGCCUGCCUCAUGGUAACCAGCAACACUUCCCUCACGGUCAGCUUUCAGGAGCCCCUCAGUGUCAACGCAGCCGUAGUGACCAGGUACAAAGUGGAAUGGAGCAUGUCUAAAGACUUUUCGCCUUUGGCUGGGGAGAUCAUCAUGGACAACCUGCAGACCCUGAGGUGCACAAUCACAGGACUCACCACAGGCCAACAGUAUUUUGUUCAAGUCUCAGCUUACAACAUGAAAGGAUGGGGACCAGCUCAGACCACAACGCCAGUGUGUGCCUCCCCCUCCAACUGGAAAGACUAUGACGACAGAGAGCCCAGACACAAGGGACAGAGUGAGGUUCUGGAGAGCCUACUACAGCAGGUCCGAGCCCUUCAUCAGCAUUACAGCUGCCGGGAAAGCUCAAAACUGCAAACCACAGGCCGCAAGCAGUCAGUGUCAAGGAGCCUGAAGCACCUGUUCCAUUCCUCAAACAAGUUUGUGAAGACCUUGAAACGAGGGCUUUACAUAGCUGCUAUAUUUUAUUAUAAAGACAAUAUGUUAGUCACCAAUGAAGACCAAAUACCAAUUGUUGAAAUUGACGACUCUCACACCAGUUCUAUUACACAAGAUUUUCUGUGGUUCAUGAAGCUGUCUUGUAUGUGGGAAGACAUCAGGUGGCUGAGGCAAAGCGUGCCCAUCUCUAUGUCCUCGUCCACUGUGCUGCAAACUCGGCAGAAGAUGCUUGCUGCCACAGCGCAGCUACAGAAUUUACUUGGAACGCACAACUUGGGAAGACUUUACUAUGAGCCUAUUAAAGAUCGCCAUGGCAACAUCCUCAUAGUUACCAUCAGAGAAGUGGAGAUGCUUUAUUCCUUUUUUAAUGGCAAAUGGAUGCAAAUCUCAAAACUGCAAAGCCAGAGGAAGUCUCUGUCAACACCGGAAGAGCCAACAGCCUUAGAUAUUUUACUAAUAACCAUCCAGGAUAUUCUCUCCUAUCACAAGAGGAGCCACCAGCGGCUCUCGCCUGGGCUGUAUCUAGGUUACCUGAAGCUAUGUAGCUCUGUAGAUCAGAUCAAAGUGCUCGUAACCCAAAAGCUGCCCAACAUUCUCUGCCACGUGAAGAUCCGUGAAAACCAUAACAUUUCCAAAGAGGAGUGGGAGUGGAUCCAAAAGCUUUCUGGCUCUGAAUCUAUGGAAAGUGUGGAUCAUAAUGCUGACUGCCCCAUGCAAUUGUUCUUCUACGAGCUCCAGAUGGCAGUGACGGCUCUCCUGAAGCAGAUCAAUACACCUCGACACCAGGCAAGGAACUUCCGCCUCUACACACAGGAGGUGUUGGAAAUGGGUCACAAUGUGUCCUUUCUUCUCCUGCUCCCUGCCUCAGACGACGUCUGUACAGCCCCAGGACAGAAUAAUCCUUACACCCCGCACUCAGGGUUUCUUAACCUCCCUCUUCAGAUGUUUGAACUCGUUCAUUUUUGCAGCUACAGAGAGAAAUUUAUUAGUCUGUAUUGCCGCCUUUCUGCUGUUGUAGAGCUGGACUCUCUGAAUACCCAACAGUCCCUGAGGGAGGCAAUCUCAGACAGCGAGGUCGCAGCUGCCAAACAACGGCACCAGCAAGUGCUGGACUUCAUUCAGCAAAUCGAUGAAGUCUGGCGUGAGAUGAGGUGGAUCAUGGAUGCUCUACAGUAUGCCCGAUACAAGCAACCAGUCUCUGGCUUGACGAUCACCAAGCUGAUAGACUCCUCCAACGAGCAGAAUCUAAAGAAGAUCAGUUCUACGUCAUCACACAUUGACUGUCUUCCGUCAACAUCCCCAUCCCCAGAGAUGCACAGAAGAAAGGCAGUGAGUGAGUCACAGCCCUGCUCGGAUGAAGAAGGUUGCUCAGAAGUCUUCCUCCCCACAGACAGUGACUAUGACUCCAGCGAUGCCCUGAGCCCACGAGACCUGGACCUGGUUUACCUGUCGUCCCAUGACAUUGCCCAGCAGGCCCUCAGCGGCCUCAGUGGCAGCGCCCCGGAUGUCCUACAGGUGCAUGACAUGAAGGCGUCCAUGGGACCUGGCCAGGACCCUCAGGGCCUACGGCAGGCUCCAGACACCGACCAGUCGUGUGUCGAGUUUCUCCACAGCCUGACCCUCACGGGCUUGGCACCCAAGAACCACGGCAAGAUGGUGCCAGGCACACGGCCGCCGCUGGGCUUCUUGGGAAAGCGGAAGCCAGGCAAGCACCAGCACUAUGGUGGCUUCAGCCGCCACCACCGCUGGCUGCGCAUGCACAGCGAGACGCAGUCGCUGUCACUCUCCGAAGGUGUUUACACCCAGCACCUGUCUCGGGCCUGCGGCCUGGCUGAGGAUCCUGGGGAAGCAGAGGGGCCUGGACCUAUGGUGGAUGGGCCCCGAGGCCUGCCGCUGGCCCACGCUGCCAGCCUCCCAGAGGAGCGGAGGAGCUGCCUCCAAGACCCAAGGCAGCCACUGCACGGAGUCUAUGUGGAGCCCUAUUCCGACACACUCGCAGGCCAGGACCCAAAGCUGUGGACCAAUUUGAGCCCUACCCCUGCAGGCCGCAGUAGCCUCCCAAGCUCUACUAGUUCAGAGAUGAGUCCAGACCCCACAUCUCCAGUUUCAGAAAUACUAAGCAGUAUGCUUUAGGAUGGCCCACACCGGCUAUCUAUUAGUCCCCUGCUAUUCUUUGCAUUUCUUCAGCAUAGCCCAUCCUGCUCCUCUGUGACUUCACCUAUUUCAAAGUAUUGAAAGUUAGAAAUCUAAAGGUUACACAUACAAGGCUUUUCGUUUUGUUUUGUUUUGUUUUUUUCCAAAGUGGGCCAACAGGAGGGGGGAGCGGUUCCCACCGUGGUCCCACCCACCUCACCCUAAAAAAAUGUAUGGACUCUGAGACCUGUGAUUCAAAUACAUAACUCCUUCGAUGGCACCCGUGGCUGAGAUAGGCCAGCCCAAAGAGGACACUUAAUUCUGCAAUUUUCUGGUAAUAUCCACCCUGGGCUGAGAGUUCUUUAGUGAGUUUGUGGUUGAUGAAAGAGUUCAGUGGGUGAAAAUAAGAAUAACAGCCAUUCCCUCAAAUCCAGACUUUACGAAGCUGCAGCCCAUGUUUCAUCUCAAGAGCAAAGAUACAAGUAGGCUUGGGCUGGGUUUUCCUUCAACGAAACCAGGCUAUUCUAAACCGCAGGGUCCUCAGGACUCUCAGGUCCAAGUCUAUCCAUCAGCACUUGCCUGGUUUAGUGGGUCUUGGAAAGGUUUUUUUUCUUCACUGAGUGUUAUGUGGAGAACACCAGAAACAAAAGCGGAGGACGCCUCUUUUCUAGCCCUGUUUUUUGAGAUAGAAUAGGGCAGGAAGCAGCCUUCCUGGCACUCUCUGAUUCCAUUCAGUCCUGACAAUGAGCAGUAAAUUAUUCCAGCGAGCAAGGGGAUGGCUGGGAUUAAGUGAGAGCCUGAAUUAUAGCAACAAAAAGGGGGGAAGAGAAGACAACAAAAGUCUCUUUUCUUUACAGCAAACCCAAUGAGUCCAUGGCGGCUGCACCCUUUAGAAGGGCAGUAAAUUAAUGAUAUUAAUGAUAUUAAACCGAUCAGUUAUUGAACAAGAAAGUGUCUUCCAGAUGCAGUGGGGUAGGGAUGGAUUCCUCUAAGCACCAGAGGCACAUCGUUCAUCCAUCAUUUCUCAUCCUCAAGACUGCUCAGGGCUGGGGUGUUUUCCCUCCACUUUUACCCUGUUCCUCACAGAAUGAGUUCUUCCCCCACGGUCCUCUGGCCCAUUGGCCACAUGGGAAGUCUUUCCUUAGUAGCUCUAGCUUAUAUCAAGGCAUGUGCUAAGUAACACCUGGAAAUCCUGCUUUCCCCACACUGCCUCUUACCUGAAUUUCUCAAAAGUGAGAAGCUCGACCAAAAACCACACUGUAUAUUCAAGAAAGGCGCAGUUCUCCUAAAGCCAAGACCCAUUUAGUCCACCGCCAUUCUAAAUGGUCUUUCUCUAAAUAACAGGCCUUCCUGUCCUGUUAUCCUGCUCCUGACCUCGCAGACCUACGCUACUCUGGAAAGUUCAUGCAAACUCUAUGUUUACCAUGGUGUUCUAAUUCCCUCUGCUUAAAAAAAAAAAAAAAUGAUACAAUUAAUUACCCUGUGCAAAAGCAUAGCUUUGGCCAGUAACCUGUGGUCAUUGGAAAACUAAAGCUAUAAUCUAAGUACUUUUUAAAAAGAGACGUUAUGCUUAGUGAACUCUCAAAGAAUCUUGAUUAAAAAUGUCUGCUGGGUGUAGUAAAAAUCUCAGCACGUGGGAAGCAGAGACGGGUAAAUCUCUCUGAGUUUGCGGCCACCCUGGACUGCAAAGUGAGUUUCAGGACAGCCAGGACCGUAACACAAAGAAACCUUGUCUUGAAUAACCAAAAAAUAAAUAAAAUAUCUAGAGGUUCUUUGCCAUACCUGGGAAGAUUUUAAAAUUCAGUUUUCUUCUGUCUCUGUGAAUUAUGGAAGGAAUGAGGGUACGUAUUUUAAGUCUUUGGCCUUACAAAUAGGUCACUUAAGGCCAGAGAGGUAGUGAUUUCCUGAAGGUUGUAAGAACUGCCUUAAUGUCAGGAUUAGAACUCAAAACACCUCCUUUCUAAAGGUACACCACUGGAAAUUGAUACAUACUUGUCAAGCAGUGGUUGUCUAGCCUGUGCUCUUUAUUUCAUAAAACCACCUACUUCUUAUUCCAAAUUUGGACCUGUAUUCAACCUUUACCUAACAAGUUUCCAACACCAUGAAUCUCUUUAUCGCUGGAAAAUGCACACCUUAUCAAUAGAUAAAGUCAACAAAUUAAAAACCAAAUGUAGGAGAAAUGGUCAUUCAAAUUAUAGUUCCUUGUUAAUAGCAGAAACGACAGAGUUGUCUGUGCUUGAUUUUACUCGUUUCUAAUUAGAAGAGAACUCUGAGUGCGUUUGUAAGGUGAAUUGCUAGAACUAUCAAAACGGAGAAGUGAAGCAACUCUGAUCUUGAUAUUCUAUUGGCAUAAGGGACAAUCCGUGACUGUGAAUUAGACUCCAUCAACAAGGAGUCAAAGCAUAAGCUUGCCCAGUUUCCUAAAUUCAGCAAAUUCUGACUUACUAAACCCAGCCACAUUAAAUAAAAACCUACUCAUUUAUAUUGGGAUGUCUAGGUUAAUUUUUCAUUUUCCAUGAGCAAAAGAAGCACACCCAUGGAAUGAAUAAUGUGCAGGACUCAAUUGAAUGUGCUUAAUCAAUUGAAAAUGUUAUUUGCUAACAAUAUUCCCAUAUACAAUAGUUAUGUUAUAGCCUCAAUAACUAACCUAUUUGUUCAAAGAAACAGGUUCAAGCCUGCCCUCACUUUGAAAAAUUGUGAACCCACUUUAAAUGAAUGCAUUGUGGGAGAAAUGAUUGGAUUCUCUAAUUCCCAGUUUUGUAUUGAUUCAUUUUGAUGACAUGUCCAUUUUGAUGACAUGUCCAUGGGGAACUUAGAAUCCCUAUGAUUUUUUGUUGUUUUGUUUGGGAGAUGAUGAAUGUGACCUUUUAUUCCUUUCAAAUACAUUCUAAGAGGCUCUUGAGGAAACUUCUCUAUCCAAACUCUUUUUUCCAGUUUUUCUAAUCUCCUUUACUUGAACCUGAGAUAGCCAUCUCCCAUCCUUCGUGAAGAUCCUUAAAGUUCAUGAAACGUGGCUCUUCCAUAUCUGUUUUAUAUUCUAACCUGGUCAGAGAACCAAAGAGUCAAGAGUGAAACACAUCCUGAGACCACAGAGUCCUCACAAGCUAAGAAUUGAGCCACAUACUAACCAUAUAUCAUCUCAUGGAUAUAUAGAAGAGGCAGCAGCCUGUUGCAGACAGACAGACGGCAGGCAGACAGACAGACAGACAGACAGGUAGGCAGGCAGAUAGACAGACAGGCAGACAGACAGACAGGUAGACAGACAGGCAGGCAGGCAAGCAGACAGACAGACAGGCAGGCAGGCAGGCAGGCAGGCAGGCAGGCAGGCAGGCAGACAGACAAACAGCAUGUGCCUGGCUAGAGGUCUCUGGCUGCCCUCCUGCUGUCUAUUCAUAAGGGAGUACAUGCUGGAAAGUGAAACUCAUUUUGUGUAAAUGUAAAUGCAACCACUUCCAUGGCCAAGCUAUCACAUCCUCUAAUUGGUGAGGGUACCUGGGACACAGUAAUUAAAACCAUUAACUCCAGGGAAGGGUUUCUUUUAAGAAGCGGGUACUUAAAGAUGAGCUCCACUCGGUCUUAAGAACAUUCACUAAUGCUCAAAGCAAUAAUUAUACUAACGAAAAUGGCUCCAUUUGGUUCAAAAACUGAAGCCAGUUACAAAUAAUAUCCUGCCAGCCCCCUUUCCUGAAGGAUUCCAAAGCACUUUAUGAACAGCAAUGACUGAAGCCUUGUUGUACUCCCCUAAAGAGACCUUGUCUGGGAGCCACCUGGCAAACACCUACUCCAUCCUUGCCAGGAGAUCAUGCCAGACAAGUGAAAAAGGAGACUGACCUCUCAUUCAUUGUUAUCCUGACAUACCAAUGUGUACUCUGCAGAAGGUGAGCUCUGCCCUAGAAGUCAACCCUAGGACAAGAAAGUACAGAAGAAAACCCAACUCUUUAGCAUCUUGUUGUUCUCCACUCUCUACCUAAGACAUAGUUGUUGUCUCGGACAAGUGUUACUUCGAGCUGUCGGGGGACUGCAGUAUGUUUCAGAACCACGAUUCUAUUACAUAGAAGUCAGUAGUUUCAGGAAAUGUCCACAAUAGUGAGAGAACACUACUAACUAUGGUUUUCUAGUUUACUAAGUAAGUGUGCAUCUUUGCAUCUGUGCUUAGUCAGUGAUCAUAUACUGAUUAGAGAAGGUAGUUAUGGAUUAACAAGAGAACACUCUUAGCAAAUGUCUCAUUUCAUAAAGUCUAAAUAGUUUCCCAGAUGAUUCACUGAAGCAAAUUAAGGCUUCCUUGUAUAUCUUUAAGGAAACUUUUAAACAAACUGUUUGGAAAGCAAUGGAAUCUCUUCGUAAGUAGUAGAGUAGAUGGGGGGUUAGAAAUGUCUCUCUUUGCUGGUCUCUUCUUUUAAGACGUCCAAACACAUGGCUCAUGACUGUUAAGCUAAACUUCCAUGCAGCCUUACAAAUAACAAGGGUAGUGUAUUUAAAACUAUGUUGUAUAGCUUGGAAACGUAUUCUAAGAUCUUAAUUCAGAGUUUUUCUGAGGUGUUGGACUUUGCCAUUAGCAAAAAGUAUUUUUAGAGAAAAAUCCAUUGACUGUUUAUAAAGCACUGAUUUUGCCAUACUUCAGGUCUCUGCUUUUUCCGCUGUACACAGUAGUCAUACUUGUGUUUCAACUGUAUCUUCUGCUACUGUUGAUAAAUUUGUCAAAUGGUUAUUCAGUAGCAUAAUUAGUUUUGCCUAACAAUUGAGUACACAAUUUUUUUUUUUAAAAAAAAGGGUUUUGUUUCGGUAAAGAAAGUAGAAAGUUUGUUGUUGUUGUUGUUGUUUUGUUGUUGUUUUAUUGUUGUUAUUUAAAUAUUAUGCAAAGUCUUUCUUUCCCAGUUGUAAACACUUUUGAUUUCAAUAAAAGCCAACUUUUAACUUAGCAGUGUUGUGAAGCUGCUAGGUAUCACUGUAUGUUUCUCUCCCUUCAAUCCAUAUGGAUGCCUGACUAGACCCUCAUAGUAACCAUUAUCUAAUAACUAAUUUACAAAGCCAACUCUGGAGACUUAUUGUCAUCUGAGUUUCUGUCUUGCUUCUUGCCUGGGGACAAAUCAGAUGUAUGGAGAUAAUCUAUGUAUAUGAUCAUAAACAUUGUUUGAUGUUUGUGAUGGAAAAAGAAUCAGUGUGUGUGUGUGUGUGUGUGUGUGUGUGUGUGUGUGUGUUGCGUGUUGCAAUGUGUGAGAUGUUUCAUAGAAAUAGUAAUUUAGAUGAUAUUAUAUUAUGCAGUGUUUGAUUGCUUCCUGCCUGGUGUGUACAUAGUAACCUGGCUGAUUAUUGGUUGUUCUUUGCCUAGAACUUAUUGAAUCCUAUUGCCUUGUAUGAAACUAAGUGUAUGUUAAAAUUUAGACUUCAGUACAUGAUCUGCACAAUUUUGUGUGCUUUAUACCUCUGUAAAUAUGCAAAUGAAUCCUGUGUGGCGUGUUCAAUGUGAUCUCCAAUCUCAGAACAAUAAUAUUUUAUAGUAUGUACAUUUGGAAACUAUUUGAACCUUUCAAAUGGAUAUUGUGAAUGGCCAUUACCCUUGGUCAAACACAAUCCUGUGAAAUGCAUGCCUCUUUAGGAAGUAGUCAGGAAUUAACAAAAAUUAUGAUAAUUUCUAAUGGCAAGUAUUUUUGAUAAUUUCCUACCUGCUUCACUGUAUUUUCAAGAAAAACAAUGUCAACAUAAGAAAUGCUAUAGUUAUCCAUGGGAGUGACUUUAUCUCAUAAGCAUUAAAUAUACUUCACGGUUUACCCCAACAUUGUUGAGAUCUAUGUCAAGCAUAAAGAAGUCAGAAGUAUUUUUGAUUCUUCACAUGAGAAAUUUUUUGAUGUUUUAAGGGUAGUUUGUGAACCCUUUGUCUUGAGAGUGGAGAAAUGUCAAUUCAAUAAUAAACUAAUAGAAUUCUCAGUA
Messenger RNA from Mastomys coucha (southern multimammate mouse), 9731 nucleotides. RefSeq names its product ankyrin repeat and fibronectin type III domain containing 1 (gene Ankfn1). Gene Ontology annotation, molecular function: protein binding. The record is from RefSeq and is a predicted model, not a curated record. Bases 150 to 3803 code for a protein of 1217 amino acids. Gene Ontology annotation, biological process: establishment of mitotic spindle orientation; regulation of establishment of bipolar cell polarity. Gene Ontology annotation, cellular component: spindle. The transcript is spliced from 20 exons. Lineage: Eukaryota; Metazoa; Chordata; Mammalia; Rodentia; Muridae.